Corapipo altera (White-ruffed manakin) is the source of this 518-nucleotide messenger RNA. RefSeq names its product gastrula zinc finger protein XlCGF49.1-like. Gene Ontology annotation, biological process: regulation of transcription by RNA polymerase II. The transcript has a single exon. The record is from RefSeq and is a predicted model, not a curated record. The annotation marks the transcript as partial. NCBI's taxonomy places the organism in Eukaryota, Metazoa, Chordata, Aves, Passeriformes, Pipridae. Gene Ontology annotation, molecular function: RNA polymerase II cis-regulatory region sequence-specific DNA binding; DNA-binding transcription factor activity.
CAGGGAGAAGCCCUUCAGGUGCUUGGAAUGUGGGAAGAGCUUCAGGCUGAGAACCCACCUGCUCACCCACCAGCACAUCCACACUGGGGAACGGCCCUACACUUGUGGGGAAUGUGGGAAGAGUUUCAGGGAAAGCUCCACCAUGAUCCGACACCAGCACAUCCACACUGGGGAACGGCCCUACACAUGUGGGGAAUGCGGGAAGGGCUGCAGUGACAACUCCAGCCUCUGCAAACACCAGCGCGUCCACACUGGAGAACGACCCUACAAGUGCUUGGAAUGUGGGAAGAGGUUUCACACCAGCUCCAGUCUCGUCCAGCACCAGCGGACGCACACGGAUGAGAGGCCCUUCUGCUGCACCGACUGUGGGAAGGGCUUCAACCGGAACUCCCACCUCUUCAGGCACCGGCGCAUCCACAGCGGGGAGAGGCCCUACAAGUGUGGGGAGUGUGGGAAAAGCUUCCUCAAGAGCUCUGCCUUUACCAGACACCAACGGACCCACCACUAAGGGAAGCCCU